Molecule: messenger RNA, 5616 nt
Organism: Stegastes partitus (bicolor damselfish)
Lineage: Eukaryota; Metazoa; Chordata; Actinopteri; Pomacentridae
Gene: samd9l
Product: sterile alpha motif domain containing 9 like
Exons: 3
Coding region: 316-4929 (1537 amino acids)
Cellular component (GO): cytoplasm
Molecular function (GO): protein binding
Source: RefSeq, a predicted model, not a curated record
UGAGGAUUAAGCGGUUUAUAGAUGAUGGAUGGAUGGUUGACAACAGGGAGACACUGGUGCUUUUGAAUGCAGCCUUGAUUUGUGGUGUCAGUGGCCCUUUUAUUGCUGCUCUGGUUUGAGGGGAGGAGCUUUUAUUGUUGCAGCGUUUCCCCGAAAACGAAACCUGACCAGCAGGAUGAGGAAACUACAGAGAAGCUACACUUCACUACAGAGAAGAUCAGAGCUGACUGAAGUGUCUCAGUCCAGAGCAGAAGAUGGAAGAUGGUGACGAGUCGAUGUCAACACGUGUAAUGUGACAGAAGGAGAACAGGAACCAUGGCUGACCGACCUGAGCAGUCGCCCAAGAACUGGAGUGAAUCUGACGUGAGCAACUGGCUGAGAUCCAUCGGAGUAAAGCAACAGUACGUAGAAAAGCUCUACGAAGAAGAAGUAGACGGACAAAUCCUCCUCACGCUGAAUGAGGACUUUUUGAAGUCAAAGAUUUGCAUGAAACUAGGGCCCGCUCAUUUGAUUAUUCAGAAACGAGAUGAGCUUCUGAAGUUACAGCAACAAUGUCAGGAGAAGAAAAAGCCCUCUGGUGGCAAAACAACAGAGUUAGAGCAGAAGAGCAGUCAGAAACCGGUUCCUGCAACAAGCGAAGAUCCUCCAGCGCAGACUCCUGUCAGCGAUCAGGAAGUCUCAGAGGAGAAACAAUGCAUGCUGAUUUCAAAGCAAGACUGCAAACCGCGGCCAUUUGAUCAAGAAGGGAUUGAUUUCAUUUACGUAAAGCACAGAGUCCUGCAACCAGAAUCCGGUGCUUUUAAUCUGACGUCUCCAUGCCAUGAGUUUAAGUCUUUUUCUGUAGCUGCUUCGUUGGACCGCACAAGACUCCAAACCAAGUUCGCCAAAGAGGUUCUUAAAUUUGCGACUGGCUGCAUGAAUAUCAGGUCAAAUGGAACAAUCCACUUUGGAGUGAUGGACAGCAAGGAGGAUGCAGGAUACGUGCACGGUGAGAUAGUCGGCGUCCCUGUGACAGAGAAGGACAUUUAUGUAGAUGCUUUGGACUACAUUGAAAGGAGCUUCUCCUCUGACAAGGAGCAUGUACGCCAGUGUGUCCGACCGCCACGGUUCAUCGAGGUCAUGGAUCAACAGAGCACAGAAAGGAGGUAUGUGGUAGAGGUUGACAUUGUGCCCUCCAUCAGCAUUGUUAGGAGUAAGGUGUACGCAGUCCGUCUGCCAAACUUCAAAGAGUCAACAAACAAAGUAGAAUUUGAAAAAGAAGCGAUUCUGCGAAGGGUGGGUUCAAAAACAGAGCCAGUCAGCGACAAAGACCUCAGCGACUUUUACCAGAGAGUCAAAGGUCGGGAUGCUCAAAGAGACGACGCAGAGAAAAACCAGUUCUUGUUCGCUCCUGAGAUCUGCCAAGACCUCGGACGGAAGCUCACCAUGCUGAUGACGAGUGGAAAGAAAUUCAUCGAGACAGAAAAAUGGUUCAUUCUCAUCACCAACAAAUUCAAGCCCGAUGACCUCUGCAACAUCGACUGGCUGCUGAACAUGAACAUAUUCUGCGUGUUUGAUUUUGACCCAGACUCAAAGAUAUCAGGUCUUUGCAACAAAUACCUUCAGCAUCAUGCUGCCAACAUGCAUUUUCUGCAGAACUAUAAGAUAUCUGGUGGCACAAGCAUCAAAGAAUUCACCAGCCACUUGCAUCUGUUUGAGCAGACUAGUUGGAUCUUCUGUAAUGGCCGCACUGACUUCAAAGGAAACGAAACUCCGUGUGAUGAGAUGACUUGGAUCAAGACCAAAAUGACUCUGCUGCGGGAAUCUGUGUCGUUAAUCAGUAAACAAAUCUUGCCCAAAGGCACAUUCCAGGUCAUUUUUCUUGUCACAUCACCAGUUGAGAAACCUCUCCUGCACACCUUUUAUGAGUUUUUCACAGACAUGGAAGGCCAUGAAGACAUCGUCUGCAUCUGUGAAUCGGAGAAAAACUUCCAGAAGUGGCAAAGCUUUGCAGAGGGUUCGUGUGGAAAACAAGCUGUCGACAAUUCCAGUGUUGUUGGGAUGAAAAUGAGUCACAUUAAUGCAACUCUGCAGAAUGUGCAACCUGUGAAAGCUUGUGCCAAGAAGCACUUGCCAGUCUUUGUGAAAGGGAAAUGUCUCCUUGAAACAUACGAAGAGGAACAGAUGUAUUCUCUGGAAAUCCUGACGGUCGAUCAUUGUGAUGAAACGAGCGAUGACUUCAUCGAGGAGGAGAAGGCAAACAUCGAAAGCCAGUUCCUCCGCGGUGGGAGAGUGACCUGGUUGAACUUCUGGCUUGCCGAGCACAAGUAUGUUGGCGAGGUAGUUGAAAGAGAUGCCUAUCACGAAACGUCCAAACUUCUCAAAGAUGCUUUGAAAAACAACGCAGAUCAGACUCCAGUGAAUAUUAUCAACAUCUACCAUCACCCAGGAAGCGGUGGAAGCACGGUGGCAAGACAAGUGCUGUGGAACAACAGGGAGGAGCUGAGGUGUGCCGUUGUGAAGCCUUCGUACUCGGCUGCUCUUGUUGCACAACAUGCAGUUGAACUAAGAGAAUAUGAAGAAACGGAUCCACAGAGGUGCCUUCCUGUGCUGCUCCUCAUUGAAGACUCAGAAAAAGAAUAUCUAGACGAUCUCAGGAAUGAACUAGAGGUUGCCAUUAACAGCAAGCAGAUCCAGUAUGGAACUCUGUGUUUCAUUCUGUUGAGCUGCAGACGUUCUCAUGAUCCAGAGAGGAAAUGCAAAGAGUCUCCGUUAAAGAACGUGUCUGUCACUCACAAGCUAUCAACUCAAGAGAAGAGAAAGUUUGCAGGAAAACGAAAGGAACUGGAGGCACUUGGAUAUGAGGCUGAUUUCAUCCUGACGUUUGUUUUGAUGAGUGAAGGCUUCUCUGUGGAUUACGUUCAGAAGUUUGUGCAACAUUUGCUGCAAGACAUUGACCACCGAUCUGUGGUCACUCGCCUCAUUCACUACGUAGCCUUGCUGAACACGUAUGUUCAAAACUCUUUCAUGUCUCAGUCCCACUGUGAAGCUCUGCUGGACUUAACCAUUCGGUUGGAGAGAUUUCGCCAACAUACGUUUGAGAAAUCCCUCAGUGAUCAGGCUAAACUAGUCUUCUUGCACCUCAGAGAUGAAAAGACGCACAUUGAAUCGAUCAGAAUCAUCCACCCUCUAGUGGCGAAAGAAAUUCUUCAGCAACUUUUGGGAAGCCAUAAGACCCAAAGCAGUUUGGCGAUGGAACUGCUCUGUGAGAAUGUGCUUUUCGAGCACAGAUUUGGAAGAGAUGAGUAUCUGACUUUCUUGAGACACCUUUUUCUGAGGCGAGCCAGAAUAAGCAAAGGGGAUGAAUAUGAUAGUUUCUUCUCUCCUCUCAUUGAUCAUGUGCGUGAAAACGAGAAAAGCCCAGAAAAAGCAAUUGAGCUCCUCAAGGAGGCAUUCGAGCGUUUCCACGAAGAUCCAUUCUUUGCACAACAACUUGCUCGUCUUCAUUAUACUUAUGAAAAGUUUGAUGAGGCAAAACACUGGGCAGAGACAGCAGCUAGACAGCUGCCCAACAACUCAUACAUCCUCGACACAAAAGGGCAGGUCUACAGGAAAUGGUUCAAUGCAAAAUGCAAGGCAAUCGACAACAUCGCAAAGACACCCCAAAACACUGCGCAUGCUGUGGAGACUGCACUGAAAGCCCUGGAGUGUUUUCAAGAAUGUGAGAAAGCAGCUGACGCUGAUAUGGAGAACAUCAAUAGUUCAGGGUUCUUCUCUGAAGUUGAGGUUGGGUGCAGCCUGCUCAAGCUGAUCUCCUCAUUGCAAGUGUUUGCAAAUAGAGUCAAUGGUCAUUCUGAAUGUAUGAGGUACCUGUUAACGGGUUACAUUCCUGAGGAAGUUGAAGACGCUUGGCAACCAUUUCAUGACCGUUUGAAAAAACUUCACAGUACAAUGCAGGAUGCCCUGGAAUGGAUCUCAGAGGACCUCAGUUACUGGCAGACAGACAUUGGUGCAGAUGAAGAAGAGACACCUGAACGUCCUGAAGAGAAGAUCAGCCAUCCGCUAAUGUGGUUGGCCAAAAAAUCUUGUGAGUACGGGAAGUACUUCAGUGGAGCAUAUUCUACCGCACUUCUACGAGACGGGAAGUCCAUCCCAGACAACCUCACUCCUUUCCAGAAACGCAUGAUCAUCUAUCAUCUUGGUGGUGGCAACAUCAUAUCCAUCCUCUCCAAGCUGACCGACGAAAGUAAUGGAGUAACUCUUCUCGAGAGUAUCCUUUCUCUCUACCCCAGCAAUCCAGAAGCCGCCAGAUUUGGUCAAAAGGAUAUCAUCAAUUACAUCGUGUCCCACAUCUCUCUGUACUGUCUGUCACCACAAACUCCAAAGGUUGUUCCUCUGAAAAAUCUGCAGGCGCUUUGUCGUCAGUUUCCAUCCGAUAAAAGCAGAUGUUUGCCAAGUGCCCUGUUCCUGCUCACUUUGCUGUUCUGGCCAGAAGAUCAUGACUCAGACCGCGAGAAAGAAAGCAAAUAUGAAAUUGUGCAGUCGGCUGUGGAACACCUGGAGAAAGGUUACUGGACCAAAAUGAAAGACAUUCCUCAGCGCAAAAAAAGGAUCUACACCCAUUUCUUUCUGGGAAAUGGAACUGGGUUGGAUAAAUUUGUCCACAAGAGAAAGUUCCAGAGAAUCACAAAGGGCUUCUCAGUCUCUGAGAAACGCAUGAAGUGGUUUCGGGGCGAAGCGUUGAAGAUGCCCGAGAUCACCGUGAUGCUGAAACGCGUUUCCGGAUGGACCGAAGACAGAGCCGUUUUCCUUGAAGGCCCUAAGAAGAAGAAGUUCAGCAUCCUGCCUCUAUACGUGCCCUCAGUGCCUCACAGUAAUGAAAACAUCACCUUCAACCUGGGGUUCACUUUCAGAGGCCCGGUGGCCUGCAACAUCAUCGUCAAUGAGUAGUCUGUUUGCAGAGCGACUGUAUGUCAGCGACUGCAUCACCGAGAGCAGGAAGAGAUGAUCAACUCAGGCCAUGUGUUGGCUGCUCAUUCAGUCAAAUGUUUUUUAAAAGACACAACUAAAAUGUUGGAUAUGUGGAUUUUGCAUUGUUUUGUAAGAUGUGAGAUGAACUGAAAUGUAUUUUUGUCAGUUUUCUAGUGUGUUUUCAAGCGUAGUCGAACAAAGCAAAGUGAAAAAAAUAUUGACCACAGUUUGUGUGUACAUAUGGAUUUAUUUAGCCUGGACUGAUCUACUGCUCAGUGCUUCUUUAAGUGCCUGAUUACAUCUAUAUCUAGAAUAGUUUUUAUUUUCAGAUUGUUUUUCCACUUCAGAUAGCGUGCACUGUACAGCUGGCAUCAAAACGCAGUUUGUGCUUGGAUUUUGUGACUUGUUCACAUUUUUAGGAAACUGAAUGCUGUUAAACAGAAAAACAAACUCUUCCAGCUAUGCCAAGAAAAGCAGCACGUGAACAAAUGUGUGACUUGAUUCUAAUCUUCUGUAUUUUCAAGGAUAAUUUGGGGAACAAAUGAAAAAAAAAAAAAACGAACAAAAACAGAAGAAACCCCAGCGUGUAUCAGUGUUUUAACAUUGGGUUAAGAGCAAUGCAAACUUUGACAGUAUGUUUGUUUUUGAGAUAAAGCUGAAAAAAAA